GUGCAGCGCACUAAUCCAGUAUAAUGGCUUUCUGUGUGGGAAGUGUGUUGGUACUGAGUGUGCUCUCUCUGAUCCGGGUUCGAGGAGAAGUGUCUGUGGACUGUGGCAGAAGCUCUGUCUCGGUGAGAUGGACUGACUCCCAGUCUCUGACUGACCCCUGGUUCCUCCGGCUGGGGAGCUGCCUUCCCUCCAGUAUAUCAGUCAGACCUGGGGGGGCAGAGGCCAUAUUUUAUGCAAGGUUUGAUGACUGCAGUUUCAGGAGACUGGUGACUGAAGAUGAGAUUGUGUUUGAGAAUGAACUGUCAACAGAGCCUUCAACCAAAAACCCUUCCGGCUUCUUCUCUCCUAUUGUCUGUGUUUAUGAAAGGCCUGCAGACUGGAGGCCGCCUAUGUAUGAUCCAAUGCUCUUCCUUACCAAUGGAAAGGGGGACCUGGUCUUCCAUAUGAACUUCAUGAAAGAGGACUUUAGUGGUGUGGCCACAUCAACUACGUUCCCCCUGGGCUCACUAAUCUCAAUCGCUGCUGCUGUUGAGCAACAGGCUCAUCAGCCCCUGGUUCUGCUGCUGGAAGAGUGUGUGGCCUCCACGACCCCAGAGCUGGAACAAAGCAACAAAAUUUACCCCAUAAUUGCAAACAAGGGAUGUCUGAUAGAAAGCAAGAAGAGUAAUUCCAGGUUCUUGCCCAGACGAAACCCAUCUGAAAUCAGAAUGUAUCUCCAAGCCUUCAAAUUUGCUCUUGGAGAAGAUGUCUACAUUCACUGUAAACUAGUAGCUUGGGACCCCAAAGGUCUGGACAAUGGCAGGAAAGCUUGUCAUUAUGACAAAAACAAUGGAAGAUGGGAGCUCCUCGACAAUGUUUUGGAGAGUGGUCUUUGCGCUUGCUGUGACACACAGUGCCGAACAAGAAAUAAAAGAGAAUUAAACAGAGGUAUAGCUCACCCUGUUGUACUUGGGCCACUUACCAUCACGGAUUAAUCACUGGAUAACAGCUGAUGCAUGUGACCAGGAUUGGUGCUGUCCUAGGAGACUCUGGGGUGGGGGCCUGUCGUUAAUCCUAGUGUAACUGAAGGAUGUUUCCACAUCUCUGUAACUUAAGUUACUGUAGAGCAGGCGGUCCAGUGCGGGAUUUGUCCUACAAUAUUUUUUUUUUUAAACUCUAGUGAUUCCAGAGACUGUUGGAAUUGUUGCCUCUGUAAGCUCAUUUAUGUGAUUAUUAUUAUUAUUUUUUUUUUGUAAUGAUUGCUUUAAAUCAUUUUAAUACAGCUUGAAAUGUUGCUGUAAAAUAUGACUAAGUUGUCUGUUAUGCCAAGUUUUUUUUUCUAUUCAUUUUUUUCUAUUCAAUUUUUUUCUUUCUAUUAUUUUCCUCUUUUUCCCAGUGCUCCUCUUCAUUCCCCUCCACCAUUUAGAUGAAGCCAAUGUUGUCCUAAACUAUUCUCUAAUAGCUAGCCUAAUUGUAUAAUACAGAUUUUCUAGUUUGAGGAAUGUUUGUAUUCAAUAAAUCAAACAUCUAAUUCAACUGA
This is a messenger RNA of Astyanax mexicanus (Mexican tetra), 1519 nucleotides long. RefSeq names its product zona pellucida sperm-binding protein 3. The transcript has 10 exons. The coding region runs from base 24 to 974 and encodes 316 amino acids. The record is from RefSeq and is a predicted model, not a curated record. Lineage: Eukaryota; Metazoa; Chordata; Actinopteri; Characiformes; Acestrorhamphidae. Gene Ontology annotation, cellular component: extracellular matrix. Gene Ontology annotation, biological process: binding of sperm to zona pellucida; egg coat formation; positive regulation of acrosome reaction. Gene Ontology annotation, molecular function: acrosin binding.